Molecule: messenger RNA, 829 nt
Organism: Nicotiana tabacum (common tobacco)
Lineage: Eukaryota; Viridiplantae; Streptophyta; Magnoliopsida; Solanales; Solanaceae
Source: RefSeq, a predicted model, not a curated record
CUGUAACUGUAACUGUAACUGUAACUGUAACAUCCAUUCUUGUGUCUCAUUGCUUUAAUGUCUUUUUUCUUACAUUCUCCGACUUCCGAUUAACGCCGUUGUAGAAUUUCCGGCAAUGGGGAUUUCCUUUAAGGUUUCCAAAACCGGUACGAGGUUUCGACCCAAACCAAUCCGCUCGGAGUCGGAAACCUCUACCACCACCGCCGGCAAAGACAAUGCGGUCGCCGUCGAAGUUACCGAUACCAAAGGAAGGACAUAUUCGCUUGUCCCACAAACGGAAUUCAAUUCCUCAUCUGCUGCAAAGAUCACGGGUGCAAGUGAUCAUGGGAGUGACAAUGUUGCUAACCUCUCUGACAAAGAAGUUUCCUUCACAUUAAGCCUUUUCUUGGAUGGAUAUUCUAUUCGGAGACCCUCAGAGAAUGAAUCUGGGCAUCAAACUUCUGAAAUUGUUCCAAAAUUCUUAGUACAUCCAUAUGAUAGUGCAUCUGAAACUCUCUUCUCAGCAAUUGAGUCUGGCCGACUGCCUGGUGAUAUUUUGGAGGAUAUACCAUGCAAAUAUGUCGAUGGGACCCUAGUAUGUGAGUCAGUCGGCGUUUCUCAUAGAAUGAAUGUUACCAUUUCUUCACCUAUUCGUGAUGACAAUGUGCGGGAUUAUCGGAAGUGCUUCUCUAAAGCUGAACAAAGUGUGCGUUCUGCUACUGGUUCUCCUUUUAUUAGUAGAUUAUGCCUCAAAUUGUCGCUUGAAAAUGUGGUGAAGGAUAUUCCGCUGAUUUCAGACCAUGCUUGGACAUAUGGUGAUCUAAUGGUUAGUAAGAUAAAUCCCUCUUAG